Echinops telfairi (small Madagascar hedgehog) is the source of this 1358-nucleotide messenger RNA. It is a transcript of the gene FKBP1A, whose product is annotated as FKBP prolyl isomerase 1A. The coding region runs from base 3 to 242 and encodes 79 amino acids. Gene Ontology annotation, molecular function: peptidyl-prolyl cis-trans isomerase activity. NCBI's taxonomy places the organism in Eukaryota, Metazoa, Chordata, Mammalia, Afrosoricida, Tenrecidae. The record is from RefSeq and is a predicted model, not a curated record. The transcript has 3 exons.
GGAUGCUGGAAGAUGGGAAGAAAUUUGACUCCUCCCGGGAUAGAAACAAGCCCUUUAAGUUCAUGCUGGGCAAGCAGGAGGUGAUCCGAGGCUGGGAAGAAGGGGUGGCCCAGAUGAGCGUGGGUCAGAGAGCCAAACUGACCAUCUCCCCAGACUAUGCCUACGGUGCUACUGGGCACCCUGGCAUCAUCCCACCAAACGCCACUCUGGUCUUUGACGUGGAGCUUCUGAAGCUGGAAUGACAGCACUGGCCUCCCCUUAGCCCCUGUGCUCGGAUCAGCCCCGGAGGGACCUGGCGCCUCCAGACGCACGCACGUGACUCCGAACGGAGCUUCCUCUGACGUUCGUUCCACUACACUCUUGUGUAAACAUCUACCCCUGACUGAAUGCGUUCUGUCACUCAGCUUUGCUUCCGACACCUCUGUUUCCUCUCCCCUCUCGUAUGGAUAUCGACUUCAACUGUUUGCCACCGACCUCCGGUCACUCAGUUUAUUUUGUUCUGGUUCUGUCUUUUGGAUCUCAGUUUCCGAUUAAGCAUACGAUCCAGUAUUAACAGCACAAAGGGUUAACUUUAGGAAUGGGGAGGGGGGUUGCAAGGAACUUUAUUAUUUUCUUUUCCAGUUUUGCUUUGUUCUUUGGAGGAAAUUUUUAUUGUAUAUUAAACAUUCUUGCUGCUGCGCUGCAAAGCCAUAGCAGACAUGAGGCAUUGUUGAGGCUGCGAUGUUCUCCUAGUGGAGAGCAAGCCUUGGGUUGAAUUAAGAGCCCUCCUCAAAAAUGAUGUGGGGAGGUGAAGAGCCUCUGCCUCCACUACCCCCACCCGGCUGCCUUUCAAAGCAGAUCAUCCUCCCUCUGGUGUUGGACACUACCGGUAUCCGUCCCCGGCCGGCAGGGACCUCUGAAGCCUUCUUUGUGGCCUGGCUUGUAUUUUAACUGGUUAUUUUAUUUUAUUUUAUUGACCAUCCUGUGGUUUUUCUAAUGGAUUUUCAGGACUUUUGUAAUCUAGUAGCUAUCGAAGCUCUGCCACUUCCUAAACUUUAAGAACUUUAAUUGAACGUUUAAAUUGAAGGUGCUGUUUGUAGACACUUAGCCGCCCACUGAAAGCCCAGUCAUCAUGACAAACCCUUGCGUGUUCUCUUAAGAAAAUGAUGCUGGUCAUCGCAGCUUCAGCAUCUCCUGUUUCUGGAUGCUCAGCUCUCCCCCACCCCCAACUCCGUUUCCUGGCCCCCACCCCUCUCAACCCUUUGCUGUCCUGUGUAGUGAUUUGGUGAGAAGUUGCUGCCCACCACCCCUCGUCUCUGCACCAUGUGACUUUCAAGUUUUAUUACUGCAAUAAAAGUGCUUUAUGCUGGCUUUUCUCA